Brassica napus (rape) is the source of this 2675-nucleotide messenger RNA. RefSeq names its product transcription factor FAMA-like. The record is from RefSeq and is a predicted model, not a curated record. Gene Ontology annotation, molecular function: DNA-binding transcription factor activity; protein dimerization activity. The coding region runs from base 1 to 783 and encodes 260 amino acids. Gene Ontology annotation, cellular component: nucleus. Gene Ontology annotation, biological process: positive regulation of DNA-templated transcription; guard cell differentiation; stomatal complex development. The transcript has 2 exons. Lineage: Eukaryota; Viridiplantae; Streptophyta; Magnoliopsida; Brassicales; Brassicaceae.
AUGGAUAUGUUUUCAACUGACUCUGAAGCUCAUAGAUUAUUGUCGUUAGGUCGUGUUGGAGUGAUCAAGAACAUUAAUUUUUCUCGCAUAUAUAUUUUAAAUUUAUGUAUAUUACCCAACUCCUCUCAGGCAUCGAACUUCUUCGGUAAACCCUUAGGCGGUCAUGACAGUAACAGCUCCGGUAUGAUAGACUAUACGCUCAACGGAGACCUUCAACCGCAAAAGCAACCAAUGCUACAACAGCAGCCGCAUCAACUGUCCCCUUCCGAAUUUGGAGCAACGCCUUUUUUUGAUAAAAAGACAUUUAUAGACAUGAUGCAUUUUGCAGACUUCGGUCCGAAAUUGGCGUUGAACCGGACCAAUAACCAAGCCGUUCAAGAAACCGGGUUUGAUCCGGUUUGCUUCUUGAAGUUCCCAGUCUUGAAGGAAAGGAUAGAGGACCAUAUUCGAACCCAGCAUCUCAUGUCUUCUCAUAGGACGCCUCAGGAGGGAGGUGAGUGCGGAGGAAACAUUGGCUGCGUUUUUCUUGAAGACCAAGACAAUAACUCCAGGCGACUCCGUUUUAUUAGAGGAGGAGAAAAUGAAGAUAGGGACAACAAUAAUGUUACAACAAAGGAGGUGAACAGCAAGAGGAAGAGAGCUAGAACAAGCAAGACCAUCGAAGAAGUGGAAAGCCAACGUAUGACUCGUAUCAUGGUCGAAAGGAAACGUAGGAAGCAAAUGAACGAGCAUUUACGUGUCCUCAGGUCCCUCAUGCCUGGCUCCUACGUUAAAAGGGUAUGAUAUUCAUAAAUAUAUAUGUACAACUAAACCUUGUGAGGGAGUGUGCUUAUGCAUAGUCGACGCUCCUACUCUAGGAUUCAAUCACUUGAAGAAGCUGAACUUUGGGCAAUUUUAUGGGCAGUUGAGAGUAUGAAAUCGUUGAGGCUUGACAACAUAAUUUUUGAGUCUUCCUGUGCUCACGCACGGCGCGUAUUAUAUAACGGGGAUGGUCAGGUAUGUGCUCCUGAAUCCUCUCGGGUGUCAUAUUCUAUCAGAUCUCAACUACAUCUUUUGAGGGGUUGGAGCCUCAACCACAUUCUCCCAGCAAGAAACUCUAUAGCCUUGAGAAUAGCGGAGAGUGUAACUUCUGAUCAUCGGUACCAAUCUUAUAUAGCACGGAAUGGUCCAUCUUGGCUUCAGCACGCGAUUGCAGGAGAAGCCUAGACCUUGGUCUUAGGAGCCACGUUCCUAGGGUCUAGAUUCUUAGUGGCUGUCUCCUUGUCUUAGCUUCAUCUUUUAAUCUUUCCAUAUUAGUGUUUCCUCCCUAUUGGGUUGGUUUUUUUUUGUUUCUGUUUGAUAGGUGUUGACCUUUGUCCACCAUGUUACAUUUGGCUGUAUCAGCCUUUGGAUUUGAAUGGUAUUCUUUCAGUGUUAAAAAAAAAAAAAACCGUCUCAAACUAUACGUAAAUAAACUGAAUGUUAUGCAUAUAAUAGGGAGACAAAGCCUCGAUCAUAGGAGGUGUAAUAGAGUUUGUAAGAGAGCUCGAGGAACUCCUACCGUGUCUGGAAUCACAAAAGCGUCGGAGAAUCUUGGAAGAAACCGGUCAUAGGCAAACAAGGGGCAUGACCAGGCCAACAAAUCCUUCUUCUUGCCCCGUAACUAGGGUAGCUAACCAAACUCAACCGCUCAUAAUUACCAAAAAUAUAACCGAGCUAGAGGGCGGAGGAGGACUUCUGGAGGAGAUGACGGAGAACAAGUCAUGUUUGGCUGACGUGGAGGUUAAGCUACUAGGGUUUGAUGCCAUGAUCAAAAUACUAUCAAAAAGAAGACCAGGCCAAUUACUCAUGACUAUGGCUGCUUUGGAAGAUCUCCAUCUCUCUAUUCUUCACACUAGCAUCACUACCAUGGAACAAACCGUCCUCUACUCCUUCAUUGUCAAGGCAAGUUCCACUUGCUUACAUAUAAUAAUACUAAUAGGCGUUUAAGUACCAAUAUAAUUACCAAUUUUGCUGUGGCACUAAGAUACACAUUAUUUAAGGGCCUAAAAUAAAUACAUUAUAUUUGUUCAUUAACCUCUUUAUGUAGUAACUGCUAAAGGUUAACAUGAGGUCGAUGUAAACAUGUGCAGAUUACAAGUGAAACGAAGUUUACGGCGGAAGACAUAGCCAGUUCCAUUCAGCAAAUAUUUAGUUUUAUUCAUGGAAGUACUAUCAUGUAAGGAUUUACAUAUUUGUCCCUAUGUUAAUACUAUUUCGCUUAAAGAUACUUUAAUAAUUUUAUGUUGGUGACCUUAAAAACAAAAGUUGUGUUGGAUGCAUGUUGGUUGUCCUUUUGUUUUAUUUAUUUGCACAUUUUAGAUGUCAUUAUUUUAUUGUGUUAGAUUUGGUGUAGCAUCAAGACUUAAUUAAAAUUUAUGUUGUGGCAUGUUCGCUUAAUUUGUUUUUUUUUAGGUGCUAAAUGUUAAAAACAAUCUUAUUUUUUUCCUGUAGAAGCAUGAAACCCAAGGUCAAAAUACGGUGGAUUAUCAUUUUGAUAUCUUUUAUUGCAAUAUUAAUGAAAAUAGAAUACAUUUAGAAUCAUUAUAUGGAAAUAAUUGGUCAUACAUUAUACUACGAAAAAUAUCAUGAAAUAAUGAAAACUAAAUCUCGAUCCGCGCAACCGCGCGGAUUUUUGUUUUUAUUUAUUUUUAUAU